This is a messenger RNA of Selaginella moellendorffii, 2666 nucleotides long. Its product is annotated as pentatricopeptide repeat-containing protein At3g57430, chloroplastic. The coding region runs from base 8 to 985 and encodes 325 amino acids. NCBI's taxonomy places the organism in Eukaryota, Viridiplantae, Streptophyta, Lycopodiopsida, Selaginellales, Selaginellaceae. Gene Ontology annotation, biological process: RNA modification. Gene Ontology annotation, molecular function: protein binding; RNA binding. The transcript is spliced from 4 exons. The record is from RefSeq and is a predicted model, not a curated record.
UUAUAGCAUGGACUGCGAUGAUCGCAGUGUUUGCACAGCACGGGCUUGGAGAGGAAGGCUUGCAAAUCCUGGGACUUAUGGACCUCGACGGCACGGCUCCAUCCGAGAGGCAGGACUUCCCAGACGCGGUCUUCUUGCCAACGCUCUUAUGGACAUGUACGGGAGGUGUGGAAGCCUGCAAGACGCAUGGAAGGUCUUCGAAGAAGUCACAGGAAGUUCGCAAGGACAGGAUAUAGUACCGUGGAAUGUGAUGAUCGGAGCUCUCUCGCGGAAUGGACACAGCAGUGAGGCUUUCAGGCUGUUCAAAACCAUGAACUUGGAAGGUGUGAAGCCGGAAGCGAUCACAGUUGUGAGCGUUUUGGACUUCUGCUCGAUACCAGAUGGGAAGAUGGUCCAUGCGAGCAUCCUCGGGACUGGACUAGAGAAGCAAAUCAGAGUCCAAAACGCUCUCAUCACCAUGUACUCGGAAGGUGGCUGUUUACAAAGAGCGAGAGACGUUUUCAACACCAUCAACAAUCCCAACGUCGUUUCGUGGAGUGCCGUGAUCGCAGCUUAUGCCGAGUGUGCUCGCAGCUCGGAAGCUCUCAAAGUCUUCCAGGAUAUGACCCUCCAAGGUGAGCUUCCCGACUAUAUUACCUUCAUCGCCAUAAUCUCGGCUUGUGCUCACGCAGGCUUGCUCAAAACCGGCAUCGAGUUCUUCGUCGUCAUGAGACAAGAUCACGGUAUAGAGCCCAGUGCCGAUCACUUCAUGUGCAUCGCGGACCUUCUCGGGAGGGUUGGAAAGCUGGAGCUGGCAGAGGACGUGCUCAGUUUUAUGCCGUUUGAGCCAACGCCGGUAGCGUGGACAAGCUUGCUCGGCUGCUGUAAGACCUCAAAUGACUUGGAACGAGCACAGAGAAUAUCGCAAAAGAUUUUUGGGGUGAAAGAAGGUGCUUCUUCGGGACCAUACGUGCUACUUUCAAACGUGACAAAGGCAGUGACAUAAAAUUUUCUCAUUUCCAGACAACUGACAAAGGGGCUGGAGCUGGAGCUGGAGCUGGAGCUUGACGUUUCUGUCUGGGACGACCCCAAAAGGGAGAUGGUAUUGGAGAUGCAACCGGGGAGUGGGACGGAGGUAAAGAGCUACAAGAACGGCAGAGCGCUGAUCUUGAUAUCCAGAAGUCCAUCUCGCGUCGACAAAAGAGCUUACACACAGUUUCUUUCAGGUCCUUGCUGAUACUUUUCUCGACAAACGAACUCUCUAACAUGUUCUCGAUGCCGAAAUUCAUGCAGGUUAGGCAUACCAUGGAGGUGUUACAUUUGUGGCAAAUGCUUUUGAUGCUACAACCGAGGCACUGAGUGUUUGUCAUUGGGUCGGUGCAUUUCUCACAAGUUGUGUUUUCUAGAGGCCUUGGAAUCUCAGCGAAAAGCUCAGAUGUAUCUGGAGACACAGAUAGCGAGAAGAAUGAUCAACGCGGAAGUUUUGUAGAGCACUAACCUGAUCCAUGCGAGAGAUUGGAUAAAGCUUCCCGGAACAAGAGAAUUUAUGGAGCUCCUUGUCUGGGAGAAGUCAUGAUUCAAUCGGACAUUUGGACAAAAACUUUGGUUUGGCGCUUCGUGAUCUUCAUCUGUUUUUGACAAUCGUGACAAACUUUUAUGUUCUAGGCUGAGACAGAUUUAAAGUCCUCUCUAAGUGCGCUUGGGCGAUACGAACCGAAGUGAAGGUAAUGCAGGGACAAACUAGCGCGGCGAGACGACUGAGGUAAAACAUCGUUCCAGCGAUUUCAUUGCGCUCAUGGCUCUGGAACAGACUGAUCGGCACUUGGUCGUGAAACAAAAUUGGAAGGAAGAAAGUUUUGCCAGAUUUAUUGCGAAGAAUCAAACUACUACAAACUAUCACUACUGCACAGACAACCAGAUCGAAUCAAACACUAGGCCUAUCUUGGAAACAACACACAGGUCCGUGCUUUUCCUUAUUUCCUCGACUAAACUACGCUGGAUCUAAAAACACUCAGUGGUGUUUAGGCGGGUUCUUCUUCUUUGGCAUUCGCGUCGGCGCCGGGGCCGGAGAAGGCAAUGGAGAUGGCGAUGGCGAUGUUGCCCAGCAGAACUUACACAUCUUGGAUCCCUUGAAGAAGUUGCUGGCACAAAGUUUGGUGCAAAAGUAGCUCUUGGAGAUGUCCAUUCCAUCGGGAUAGACUGGAAGGGUGGUGACUUCCGUCCUACACUCCGUGCACUCGUCGAGGUAGUAUACAAUGCUUCCUUUGGGGCAUUUCUCCGCGCAGUCCUUCUUCUCGACCUUGGCACUUGUGUAGUGGAUUGGCUUGGCGGCUUGGGCGAUGCCCAGGGCCUCCUUCUUGGCUUCCUCUUGAGGGAUCUCCGUCACCAUGGUUGGAGGUUUUGCUGCGGCUUGCUUCUGUGCAAUGUCACAGAGCUUGCAAAGGAGCGGUUUUUUUGUGGUGGUGCAACCGUCGCAAACUCGUUUUAGAUAGUCUGCGAGAAGAAGAAGUUAGAAUUGAAUUUUGUUUGAGAAAGUUAGAUUGAGUUUACCUUCUUGAGCUUGGGACUGCUGUGCUGCAAUCAAGAAGAAAAGAGCAAGAGCGAAAAGAGUGAAAAGAGAGCCCGCCAUUGAUGUAUAUUAACAAGAGGAAAGAAGAAGAAAAAAAUAAAGUUUUGUGUGAGAGAAG